Messenger RNA from Candidula unifasciata, 1041 nucleotides. The record is from the annotation of a GenBank genome assembly. Lineage: Eukaryota; Metazoa; Mollusca; Gastropoda; Stylommatophora; Geomitridae.
AUGAACCAACAACAAGAUCAGGGACAGACCGACCUCAUCGUCCAAUGUCUCACUCUCGUUCAGAAACUUCGUCACGGCGUCGGCCAGGUAUUCAAAGACUUAUCCGACGGUGUCAGCGAUUAUGUUGAAGAGACUACAGAGAAAGAGGACACGGAUGGGGCCAGUUCCAAGAACGAGACAACAAGCAAAGACAAAACCGGCUCACAGAAAGAGGUGACUGUCGGCGGGGACAAGGAGGAAUCGCAGGAGAAACACAGAGCCAUUCUUCGCACGCUGAAAGCAUCUUUGGAGACUAUCAGCCAUGACUUCAGUGAUCUGGAAAAAACUGGCUCUACGAUCAAUUCUGUGCAGUCAUUUUCCAACAUUGACAACCUCAGCCUGGACCCAGUAGAUAAAAAUACAGUAAUGCACUCUCAGCUGUUGCAGUCCUACAAGUGGACAAACAAGAUGCAUGAGUUUGCUACUCAGGCUGUGACAGUUCUUGCCCAGAAUUCACUCAAGCGAACAAGCUCACCAAAGUUCACCAGCUCUAAAAUGUUGAAAGGAAGUAUGCAUGUUGCCUGCCAUGUUCCACCUGCAACAGUGGACCAGCUCAUUGCCUCCCUGGUGCUUACCUACAAGGACAUGGGUAUGGACAUUUCCAUAUCUCGACCACUGGGAAACUCCACUAUCCUCCAGGUUGAGCUCUGUCGAGUUCUCAGAGCCGUUGUGGUUCUCCGUGGACUAAUGAUUGAGUGGGUCAAGGUCAAAGGCCUUGAUGAAACAUUUGAAAGUGAUGACAGACAGAUGGAUAUUUGGUCCAGUUCCAGGUACCAGGUGUUUCAGAAGAUCACAGACCAUGCUGUAGCAGCUUCCCUACAUUAUUAUGCUCCAGCCAAGCCGGACCUGGCCAUCAAGUCCUAUCUGUUGUGGCUGCAAGGAUACUCCACCCUGUUCUCAUCGCCGUGCCACAAAUGUGGCAGGUACCUACAGAACAAUCUGCCUCCAACCUGGCGAGAUUACCGCUCUAGAGAACCUUUUCAUGAUGUCUGCCGUGUGUAG